Molecule: messenger RNA, 1505 nt
Organism: Botrytis cinerea B05.10
Lineage: Eukaryota; Fungi; Ascomycota; Leotiomycetes; Helotiales; Sclerotiniaceae
Exons: 1
Coding region: 155-1069 (304 amino acids)
Source: RefSeq, a predicted model, not a curated record
GAACAACAAAUCUACUACAUCUGCAACUAAGUUUUACAGAUAAAUCUCCUCAUCUAAACCGAUUUUGAAGCUCCAAAAUCCACGAGCUUUUUCGAAAACACAUAUCAACAACGUACCAGAAGAAUCAAACUUCCGACUACACUCAGAUAAAAUCAUGUUCAGAACAAAUUCGCAAGGUUUUAAUGGGCCACAACAGAAUACCUUUGGCUUUUUGGAAAAGCAUUUGAGCACCUUUCACUCAUUUCCCAAAUUACCAGCAGAAUUGCGAGAGAUGAUCUGGAAGGAGGCUUGCCGAGAUGAGCGCACGGUCACAGUAUUCUCAAGCGAUAGAGUUUUAGAUGCGGAACACACUAAAGGGCAUGGCGAUUUGCCGUUCUUUACAUUUAGGAGUCUCAAUUCAAUCCCGGGGGUCCUUCACGCAGAUAGGGAAUCAAGGUUCAUUGGAAUGAAGAUCUACAUGCCCGUUUUCGACACUCGAUCGGAAUUCCCACUUGUCACAGAAAUGAGUGACAGAACAGCCCCAUCCAUCUGGAUCAACCCCUCAACCGAUAUCAUCUGUCCUAUGACAUCUAUGAUUGAUGAUCAACCCGAAGCCUUGAGUAAGAAAAUGUGCGAUGCAAAGGUUGAACGCAUUGCCUUGAAUGAUUGUUCCUUUCAAAGAUCCGCAUCAAUUCCUUGCGAUAAAUGGGGUACAUUCUCGUCACAAUCAUCUCCCUUUUGGAUGAAUGAACACAUCAGAGAGGUCACAAUUUACACCUCAAGAUACUUGGUUGCUCCUGAUGACGAUAUAGAAUUGACUAAAUUCGACCGUAGGGUCGCAUAUCCUCCCAAAUUCAUGAAGUCAAAGCUGGAGAUUGCCCGUCGAAUGAAUCUAGCUUUUGCAAAUCUUCAAAAGGUGCUGAAGAAACAGCUACUUGAAGAUGAAAAAAACAAAAAGUUGGGCCAAGAUUGUGAAAUUAUUGACGAUUGUCCACAGUGGUUGUUUGACAGUCGAGGAAUAUGGAAGAAACCCGAGCAACGAGAAAUGGCUGCCAACCUAGCCAAUUCUGUUACAAUAUUUGGGCGAUAGAUUGUUCGCGUGGAGGAAGGUGUCGGAAAAUUGACGGAAGAUGGUUCCGGAAAUCCAGGGCCCUAGGUUCUAGGGUUUAGGGGGGGGAAAAUGUACCAGUUUACCAGUUUGGAAAUCUUAUCAUGAAAUAACAUUUUAAGUAAAAUCAAUAUCUUAACACCACAAAUUUGUAUGCUAACCAUUCAUAAUGUGACAAUGCGGAUGUGAGUUUGUGGCGCGCGUUGGUUGGUCAAAUUAGCGAAAGUGAGGGGUCAAUCAAGCUAGGUACCUACACAAGGGGAAUUUUGUGACCAAUGAUUCGUAAAUAUCUUGCAAAUUGAGACAUACAGAGUAUUCAUAGCGACUUAAAGGUUUCUUCUAUUGUUUAAGAAUAUUGGAAGCCAUUCUGAUAAGCUUAAUUAUUUCUCGAGAAAUGGCCGGAUAGUACGUGUGUAAC